CUUCUUCUAAUAGAUAAUGCUCCAUCUCAUCCAAGUGAAUUGGAGCUUAAAACAGAGGAUGGAAACAUAAUUGCAAUGUUUUUUCCGCCAAAUGUGACCCCACUAAUCCAGCCAAUGGACCAAAAUGCAAUUAAGAUAACGAAGCUUUACUAUAAAACAAGUCUUUUAGCCAUGAUGGCGGCAAAAAAUUCAGAUUUAGUCAGUUCAAUGAAAACAGUAACAUUAAAGGAUGCUGUUACGUUUCUAGAGAUCGCAUGGAAUAAAGUCAGUACAGACACUAUGGCUAAAUGCUGGAAAAAUCUUUUGAGUUUCACGGAAUCUGAGGAAGAUCCAGAGGAAAAUGUUCCAUUGAGCAUUCUGAAAGCAAAUAUGGAUUCGGAGCUUCAGCUACUAAUGACGCGCGCAGUUGAUGUGCUUAAUGAAUUAAAUCCUCAGGUUGACUAUACAGUGCCAUCCAUUGAGGAGUGGAAUCAAGAUAUUUUGUUUGAUGACGUUACUGGGUCGGGACCAAAUGAGGAGUUAGAAGUGUCCGAUGAUGACGCUUACGAUGUGCAUGAAAAUCUGCAAACAGUAAAGCCAAGCGAAGCCAUAGAAAUUUUUAACCGGGCUUUGGAUUGGGCCGGAUGCGAGAAUGUUUCGCAAGAUGAUCUAAAUGUGUUAAGACGUCUAAUGGAGAAGGCUGUAUUUCAAUUAUCGGAGCGGAAAAAACAGCAGAAAAAAAUAACAGAUUUCUUUUAAGAAUAGAUACAUAUGUAUGUAUGCCA
Rhagoletis zephyria (snowberry fruit fly) is the source of this 764-nucleotide messenger RNA. Its product is annotated as jerky protein homolog-like. The record is from RefSeq and is a predicted model, not a curated record. Gene Ontology annotation, cellular component: nucleus. Gene Ontology annotation, molecular function: DNA binding. Lineage: Eukaryota; Metazoa; Arthropoda; Insecta; Diptera; Tephritidae.